AUUAACAUAAUUAAACUCACAACACAAGAAAAACCUCUAUCAAAAGAAGCAUAAAACUAUUUUACCAAUCUUCAUGGAAAGAAAAAUGUCAUUUGAAGAAGUUAAAUCAGAUUCUAUGACCUCAAAUUCUAAUAGCUCCUUCAAUGAUAAUGGUGUUCCUCGUGGAUCAGAAAAGUAUCAACCAAGUUCUUUGGGACAUUAUUUCCUUUCUCAUCAACCCAAAACUUUGGAUGAAGACAAGAUGAUCAAGAAACAACUUCAAGAACUAAAAGAAGAAGUGAGAAGUAUGUUUGUCACUAUUGAGAAAUUUUCAGAAAAACUAAGUUUAAUUGAUUCAAUCCAACGUUUAGGUUUGUCUUACCACUUUGAUGAUGAAAUUAAUGAAGUUCUAAUGUUAUUAAUGCAAAAUCCUUGCAAUAUUGACGAAGAACAUGAGGAUCUUUAUAUUACGGCUCUUAGAUUUCGAUUGCUUCGACAACAAGGCUUGUUUAUUUCAUGUGAGAUAUUCAAUAAGUUUACAAAUGAAAGGGGAGAAUUCAAAGAAUCAAUUGGAAAGGAUAAAAUUGGUUUAUUAAGUUUGUAUGAAGCAUCCCAUUUGAGAAUGAAAGGAGAAAAUAUAUUGGAUGAAGCAUUAGCUUUCACAACUUCUUAUCUUAAAGCAAUGGCCAUGGAUUCCAACUCUCCAUUCUACGAAGAAGCAAAAUAUGCAUUGAAGUGGCCAAUUUAUAAAGCUGUGAAAAGGCUUAUGGCUAGGCACUAUAUCUCUCUCUAUAGCAACAAUCCAUUGAAGAAUAAUGUUUUGCUCACCUUUGCAAAGUUGGACUACAAUUCUCUCCAAAAACUUUACCAGAAUGAACUAAGUGAACUUACGAGGUGGUGGAAGAAUCAAAAGUUCAUGGAACAAUUACAUUUUGCAAGAGAUAGGGUGGUGGAGUGCUAUCUUUGGGCAUUGGAAGCAUUCUAUGAACCAAAGUACUCUGCCAAUAGAAGGAUACUUCUCAAAAUGAUUUAUUUCGUAACUAUUAUUGAUGAUAUGUAUGAUGCAUAUGCCACAGUCGAUGAACUUCAACUUUUCACUGAAGCAAUUCAAAGGUGGGAUACCAAGAGCAUUGAGAAGCUCCCAAAUUAUAUGAAAGGUCUUUAUCAAGCUAUACUUGAUUUUUUUGGAGAAAUUGAAGAAGAUAUGAGCAUGGAUAAUAGCACUGCACCAUUUGCAUUGGAUUCUGCAAAAGAAUCGCUAAAAAGACAAUGCAAAGCUUAUUUGGUGGAAGCAAAAUGGUUCAGUGAAGGAUAUGUGCCAACAAUGGAAGAAUACAUGAACGUUGGCGUUGUUUCAAUUGGCCCCUAUGUUUUGGCUUUAGUUCCCUUCUUAGCUUUGGGGAAUGUCGAUACAAAAGAGGUUUUCCAAUGGGUUCAAACUGAUCCAAUGCUUCUUAAAGCAGGUGGAAUAAUUGCCAGACUCAUGAAUGACAUAACUUCCCACAAGUUUGGACAAGGGAGAGGACAUGUGGCUUGUGCAGUUGAGUGCUACACGAAACAAUAUGGAGUACCGAAAGGAGAGGCCAUAGUUGAACUAAACAAGGAAGUGGUAGAAGCAUGGAAAAGUAUGAUACAAGAUCACAUUGACGUGAAAUUUUGUACCAAGUUUCCAGAUGUGAUCCUUCACUUCGGUUUGAAUCUUGCUCGAGUAGCAAACUUUUAUUAUAAAGAACGAGAUGGUUUCACUUUCGUCGAUGGAGAAACUAAACAUCUUAUGACCUUAUCGCUCACCAUGCCAAUUUGAUCCUAUCUAUAGUAGUUUCUUGUUUCUAUCAAAUAUAAGUGUUCACAGACACAUAAUUAAUGAUUAAAAGAAUGUUUUUAGUGAGGAAAAUGUGUUACAUAUAUAUGUCCUUUUUGUUAUAUGAAGUUUAAUAAAAAUAAUUAUCAUGUUUAGUAA
This is a messenger RNA of Cucumis melo (muskmelon), 1939 nucleotides long. RefSeq names its product (-)-germacrene D synthase-like. Gene Ontology annotation, biological process: diterpenoid biosynthetic process. Gene Ontology annotation, molecular function: magnesium ion binding; terpene synthase activity. The record is from RefSeq and is a predicted model, not a curated record. The coding region runs from base 74 to 1783 and encodes 569 amino acids. Lineage: Eukaryota; Viridiplantae; Streptophyta; Magnoliopsida; Cucurbitales; Cucurbitaceae. The transcript is spliced from 7 exons.